This is a messenger RNA of Protobothrops mucrosquamatus (brown spotted pit viper), 1600 nucleotides long. It is a transcript of the gene SELENOI, whose product is annotated as selenoprotein I. Lineage: Eukaryota; Metazoa; Chordata; Lepidosauria; Squamata; Viperidae. Gene Ontology annotation, molecular function: ethanolaminephosphotransferase activity. Gene Ontology annotation, cellular component: Golgi apparatus; endoplasmic reticulum membrane. Gene Ontology annotation, biological process: phosphatidylethanolamine biosynthetic process. The record is from RefSeq and is a predicted model, not a curated record. The transcript is spliced from 10 exons.
AUGGCCGGUUAUGAGUACGUGAACGCCGAGCAACUCGCCGGCUUUGAUAAGUACAAGUACAGUGCUGUGGACAACAACCCUCUUUCCCUGUAUGUCAUGCAUCCGUUUUGGAACACUGUAGUUAAGAUUUUCCCUAAGUGGCUGGCCCCAAAUUUGAUAACAUUUUCUGGUUUCCUGCUACUUGUCUUCAACUUCUUUCUCAUGGCAUACUUUGACCCUGAUUUUUAUGCUUCUGCACCAGAACAAAAGCAUGUUCCAAACAAAGUGUGGGUCCUAGUAGGUCUUCUCAAUUUUGCGGCUUAUACUCUAGAUGGUGUGGAUGGCAAACAGGCACGUCGCACCCAAUCCAGCUCCCCACUUGGGGAACUCUUUGACCAUGGCCUGGACAGCUGGGCUUGCAUGUUUUUUGUGGUGACCGUGUACUCCACUUUUGGCCGAGGAUCCAAUGGUGUCAGCGUUUUUGUCCUCUACCUGCUCCUCUGGGUAGUUUUGUCCUCAUUCAUCCUUUCCCAUUGGGAGAAGUAUAAUACAGGGAUUCUCUUCUUGCCUUGGGGCUACGAUAUCAGCCAGGUGACCAUUUCAAUAGUAUACAUAGUGACAUCCAUCAUAGGAGUGGAGGCCUGGUACAACCCUUUCCUGUUUCAUUUUUUAUAUAAGGAUCUGUUUGUUGCUAUGAUAAUUGGCUGUGCGCUUACUGUGACUGUUCCCAUGAGCUUGAUCAAUUACUACAAAGCCUAUGCCAACAGCACCCUGAAGCACCACUCCUUCUAUGAAGCCAUGCUGCCUUUCCUCUCGCCAGUCCUCCUUUUCAUUUUGUGCACCAUUUGGAUCUUCCAGUCACCGACAGAUAUCCUGGAGACCCAUCCACGCCUCUUCUAUUUCAUGGUUGGGACCGCCUUCGCAAAUAUCUCUUGUCGAUUGAUCGUCAGUCAGAUGAGCAGCACUCGAUGUCAGCCAUUGAACUGGCUGCUUCUUCCACUUGCGCUUGUUAUCCUUGUAGUGAUGUCAGAUUUGGUACCAGAACAGGAAACAAAAUUCCUCUAUUUAAUCACCAUUUUCAUCACCUUGGCACACAUUCAUUAUGGAGUCAAUGUGGUGAGGCAGCUUAGUAAACACUUCAACAUCCGAACCUUUUCUUUACAAAAGCCCAGCUCUGAUUGACUAGGCAUGGAAAAGGUAUCAUCAGAGGAAAACGUCAGCCUGCGGUCUUCAGAGGCACUGUAAAUUUGGUAGCCUGUGUAAAUAUACUUCAACCAUCACCAUGGAACUAGAUUUAACCCGCUUUGGAUGGUUUGGGGGCAAAGGACAUGUGGGACCCAGAAACCAGAGAAGGCUAUUGUUCAUGUCUCCUCCCAUGCCGCUUCAUGCCACCUUUCAGAAAUGUGCAGACAGUAAAGCUACAUGAUCAGGAGAGGACCUCAUGGAAUCUUCAAAGAAAGAUCAUCAGGCAGAGAGGCAUGGACGAUGGCUUUAGAACUAUAAGAUUGCCACAGAACUGUCAUCAUGACUAUGCUGAGAACGAGGGGCCCACGAAACUACCCUUGGGAACUGAAGUACAUUAUUGCAAACUGUUCCACAUCCUAAAAUCAGAGACCCAGUU